CACAGACCACAGACCAAUGCCAAUCCAUUUCCAUUAUGGUCUAUGAUUAGGUACUCGUUUUAUUUUUCUUCACAUCAAACAAAUCAGCUGUGAUCUGCCAUUGGCAAGGGCAUCAACAAAAAGGUUAAUUUAUCAUUUAAACAACGUCAAUGUGAUGUGACACGUAAAUUUUUCUCAAAUUUUGGUGAUAAGAAAAUUCUCAAAAACUUUUCAAAAUGUUCUAACAGACUCUUUAUAGUGUGGAUGUGGAUUCAAAUAGCCAAACAAGACCCUCGUUGUGGUUUUAUUUUGAUUUGAAGCAGAAUAAAAAAUGGCCGAAAAGUCGCAGAACCUAAACAUUAACUCCUCAGGCGAAGGUCACAGCAAUGAAGGGGGUGAAAGAGUGGCAGAAGGGAAUUCGAACAGAAGUUCGCCCCCAAACAGCAAAAAUAGUUACGCGCCUAAUGAAACAACCCAUUUAUCUUCCAAUCAAACAUAUUUUGCCGAUGAGCGAAUUCGAAUACCCGAAACCAAUUCAACUGGUUUUAGUUUUAAGAAGUUAUGGGCCUUUACUGGACCUGGAUUUUUAAUGUCCAUAGCAUAUUUAGAUCCUGGAAAUAUCGAAAGCGAUUUACAGAGUGGAACAGUAGCUGAAUACAGGUUGCUAUGGGUGCUUUUAAGCGCCACCCUUUUAGGCCUUCUUAUGCAAAGGUUGUCCGCAAGGUUAGGUGUAGUGACAGGACUUCACUUGGCAGAAAUGUGUUAUAGACAGUACAGAAAAUUACCCCGACUGUUGCUGUGGAUAAUGAUCGAAAUCGCUAUUAUUGGCAGCGAUAUGCAAGAAGUCAUAGGGACCGCCGUAGCCAUAUACCUUUUAUCAAAUAGAGUGAUACCAAUUUGGGGAGGCGUUCUCAUAACAAUAAUAGACACUUUUACGUUUUUAUUUCUCGAUAAGUAUGGUUUAAGAAAGUUGGAAACGUUUUUCGGGCUUCUGAUUACCAUUAUGGGUCUUACUUUCGGUUUUGAGUAUGUUACUUCGAAGCCGGAUGCUCUGGGUGUGGUAGAAGGUAUGUUUACGCCAUGGUGCGCUGGUUGCGAUAACAGAGCGCUUUUGCAAGGCGUUGGAAUCAUCGGAGCUGUAAUAAUGCCUCACAAUCUUUAUCUUCAUUCUGCGUUAGUAAAAUCCAGAGAUAUCGAUAGAACAAAACCCGAAAAGGUCAGGGAUGCCAACAUGUACUAUUUUGUAGAAGCUUGUAUUGCGUUACUAGUUAGUUUUGUCAUUAAUGUUUUUGUGGUAUCAGUUUUUGCCCAUGGGUUGUAUCAAACUACCAAUUCCGAAGUUCAUGAUUUGUGCGUUCAACAUCCAACGCUGAAUGCUUCUAUAUUUCCGAAUAAUUCCGACUACGUUGAUGCUGACUUAUACAAGGGAGGAAUUUAUUUGGGUUGUAGAUACGGCGUUUUAGCUAUGUACAUAUGGGCUAUCGGCAUUUUGGCGGCGGGACAAAGUUCAACGAUGACAGGUACAUAUGCGGGUCAAUUUACAAUGGAGGGAUUUCUAAAUCUCCAGUGGGCCAGAUGGAAGAGAGUACUUUUCACUCGUACCUUCGCAAUUGUGCCCACGUUUUGCUUGGCCUUUUUUAGUAAUUUGGAAGAUCUGACAAACAUGAACGACAUACUGAACGCCAUCAUGAGUCUGCAAUUGCCGUUUGCCACAAUUCCCACCAUCGCUUUUACGAGCAAUCCGCAGAUUAUGGGCGAGUUUGUUAAUGGAGUUGGAAACAAAAUUGCCUCUAUUCUACUCAGUAUUAUAGUCAUAGCGAUCAACACGUAUUUCGUAAUAAACACUGUAAAUUCUCUCGACUUCCAUUGGUUCCCAUUAUUGUUAGUGGUAAUAAUAGGCAUUCUUUAUCUCCUGUUCUGUUUAUAUCUGGUGAUCCACAUGGCGAUAUCAAUGGGCAAUACCAACCUUUUAAGGUAUAACGCCGUUAAUAAGUAUAUAAUUGGCCCUGUGGAUGCGACGUUGGACAUCAGCCCAAUCAGUUAUUCCAGAUCUCAGUCGGAAUGGACGGUAGCCAAUGAAUCUGUUACUCAGGAUGCGAAGUUUUGAUGUUAGUGUCAAUUUUAUAAUAUUCUACACUUGUAGUUUUCUCAUUUAGCUGUGUUGUUUGUUUUAAAUAUUUUAUUUGUGUUGAUAGGUACCAAUUAUUUUGUACAUGUCUAUUAUUUGUAUUUUUGUAAGUAAACAUUAAAUUUUACUUUAUAUAGGUAAAUCUCGAACUCCGACAUCGAUAUUAAUUUAAUGCGUUUAGGUUAAAGUUAAUCAAUAAUUUUUCUUUGUUAAGCUUUGGAUUAAAAUUCAUAAUCUCACCCUACCUUGUUUUAUCAGAAACAUUUUCCAAUGUGGUUAUUAAAACAAUCCAGAAAUUACAGUUAGAAAGAGUUUGAGUAGAUCAUUCAAUUGUAGGUUUUUCAUCCAAGGAAUUCCAAAGGAAAAUUAGUUGUUUUUAAAACAUAGUGCGUCACAAAUAAUAAAAUUACCAAAAAUAACCAAAGAACGAAAAAAUAUUCAAAAUAAAUUUUAUGUGAUUUUAAAUACGUUAAAAAUAAUUUCUUAAAAAUAAAAGUAUGUAAAUUAAAAUUAUUUUAUAUUUACAAAUAAUGUGUAGGUACGUUUAAAACUACUUUUUAGUCGUGUACAUAACUGAA
Molecule: messenger RNA, 2685 nt
Organism: Psylliodes chrysocephalus
Lineage: Eukaryota; Metazoa; Arthropoda; Insecta; Coleoptera; Chrysomelidae
Source: the annotation of a GenBank genome assembly